This is a messenger RNA of Fusarium oxysporum Fo47, 654 nucleotides long. RefSeq lists its product as uncharacterized. The transcript has a single exon. NCBI's taxonomy places the organism in Eukaryota, Fungi, Ascomycota, Sordariomycetes, Hypocreales, Nectriaceae. The coding region runs from base 1 to 654 and encodes 217 amino acids. The record is from RefSeq and is a predicted model, not a curated record.
AUGGCAGGUGCUCAUACCCUCAUGCUUCACAAGGAGACUGAUUUAAAGCAAUCGCUCCAAUGUUUCAGUCUUCUUCACCAGAAGUUCCGUGAUCUUGACCACUGGCGAGAACUUCAUCACCGCAGCACCACAGCAUACAUUCAAGGGCCCUUGUACUGGUCUGUUCUCUCCAGGGCCAAUAACCCUACAGAUGAUGGCUAUGUGGAUAAGUUGUUUCCAUUUGCACUCAUGUUCUCUUCUGUAGAGAGCGCUUGUGCAUGGGUACUCUGCUCCACCAUAAUGCUUGAUGUCCUCUACACAAUCUCGCUUCUCGGCUUGUCGAACGUCAGUAAUGACAAAACACUUCCAUCUCUCACGGAUAUCAUUGAAGAUAAGAUCCCGGAGUACAAUGCGUCUAAUAUAUCAUCCAUCGGCCUGACAGACGCUGACAGGCUAGCUCGUAUGCUCUGCCAAAGCAUUGAGUUCUGCUAUCGCCGCGUGAAUGGUACAUUUGGCCCGCAGAUGACAUCUUAUACCCAGAGCAUACUACUUAGGUAUGUUAGCUACCGAGGACUUAAUCGGGAGCUUGAGUGGUGCAUAGCAAUCAAGGACAUGAGGGGCCCCGGUACUAAUUUUGAUGUUAAUGUGAGGCAAUUUGGGUCAGCACCCCCGUGA